CCCGGAAAUCAGACGUUAGCCAUAGCCCCAGUAGUAGUUGUAUUUUCGCGGGUGAUUUGCUUAUUUAUAUGUAGCUAAUGUAGUUAUUAUCCUCAUAAUAGCAUUAAUAAAACAAUAUUAAAGCACUGCUACGGUAUAUCCACUUAGUAGCUCGUCGUUAACGUUUGCUAGCUAAGCUAACCGGUUCAAAAGCAGGUAUCGUUAACGUUAGUAAGCUAGGCUAACGGAACUGCACGUUAGUUAGCAUUACUUUAGCUUGGUCGUUGUUGUGGUGUUGGAGGACAACAAAUACUCAUCGUGAUGUCUCUUAGCGUCGUUCACGGAACACUGUCGAGCCUGAAGUCCUGUCAGGCAGACAUCGGGACGGGGAUGGACAUUGUGACAGAUGUGGCUAUGGACCUGGCGGAAACUCAGAAUGAAGAGGGGAACCCUGGCCUUAAAGAGAUGGAGAUCAUGAUUCUGGAGUGUGCCAAGCUGGACAGGGAGAUUAACCACUUUGUUGACAUUGUGCAACAAGUCACAGGAGAGGUUGGCUCACAGCAGCCAGAGGCCAUGUUCAGCCUGUCUGCCAAAGUGAAGGAGCAUUUCACAGAGAGAAUAGCCAGGCUCUCUGACGCUGAUCUGCACGAUCACCAGAAAGUAGUGGCCUUCAAGGAUAGCAUCAAGAACUCUUUCAACCAAGCCAACCAAGAGUCAGCGGCAGGCACAGAGGAGCUUGAUGAAGACAUAGCUGUUACACAGAGCCAAGUCAACUUCACCUGCCCACUCACGCAGGUGGAGAUGGUGAACCCAAUGAAGAAUAAGAAGUGUAACCACCACUAUGAUCAAGAAGCCAUACUGGGCCUGAUCAAAACAAGACACAGCCAGAAAAAGAAAUGCCGCUGUCCUGUGGUGGGCUGCGGGAAUACAGAUGUGAAACAGUCAGAUCUGAUUCUCGACCAGAUGCUGAGGAGAAAGAUCCAGAGCCAAAAGAGAAACAGCAACCGGACAUAGUACUUUUUUUUUUUUU
Molecule: messenger RNA, 1009 nt
Organism: Centropristis striata (black sea bass)
Lineage: Eukaryota; Metazoa; Chordata; Actinopteri; Perciformes; Serranidae
Gene: nsmce2
Product: NSE2 (MMS21) homolog, SMC5-SMC6 complex SUMO ligase
Exons: 6
Coding region: 301-993 (230 amino acids)
Biological process (GO): protein sumoylation; double-strand break repair via homologous recombination
Cellular component (GO): Smc5-Smc6 complex; nucleus
Molecular function (GO): zinc ion binding; SUMO ligase activity
Source: RefSeq, a predicted model, not a curated record